This is a messenger RNA of Stylonychia lemnae, 1242 nucleotides long. Lineage: Eukaryota; Ciliophora; Spirotrichea; Sporadotrichida; Oxytrichidae. The record is from the annotation of a GenBank genome assembly.
AUGGAUUCUUAAGAUGAGGGAUAAAUUGAUUCUAUGAAACAAUAGCUUAUCUAAAAAUAAGAUAUUGAACGAUUCGAUACUUAUUUAGAAAGCACCUAGAACUAUUAAACUACUGAGGCAAAUACCAGAGUAUUGUCUAAAUCAGGGAAUUUUUCAAUAAAAGAGAAACAAGGUAGGAAAAAAAGCUAAACAAAGAUUAUCACAAAGAAACCAAAAUAGUUCAUUGAAAUAGUCAAUAACGAGCAAAGGAGAACUCUCCCAAAUGGUAGCAGACUAUAGAGAAUCAAGUUUGACUUUAACUUUAUGAUGUUUAUCGGUACAGCUUAUAUGAUGGCUUACUUUUUCCUAACAGGCUUUGCAUUACUAAUUCUCUCUACUUCAAGUUUAGAUGUCACUAAUUGCUCAAUUCCCAUUAUUUCUUGGUUUAAGGUUUCAGUAACAAUGUACGUUUUCUCCUUUACUAUAUGCCUUUUUACAGUUUUAAAGAUUAAAAAGCAUGGCCUGCAAACAGAAAUUAUAAAUUUUGGUGCUUUUGAAUUAGUUCUUGAAGUUUACAAUAGAAACUGGGCCUACAUCGUAGUGCUUUCAAUUGAUAUGUUUCAUUUGGCACUUACUAUCUGGGGAACUAUAUAGAUUGAGAGAGUUAAACCUCCUUGUUUCUUUGAAAUUCCUGCACUUUCAAAUUUUAUGCUGAUAAUGGUUAUAUUGGGAUACAUUUACCUAGCUAGAGUGAUUGUAACUGUGACUCAUUAUAAGUUUGGAGUAAGAAUCUACAGGUAUUUAAGGCGAAAUCUUAGAGUGUUUAGGAAGUAUGAUAGAACUCUUCGUGCUAAAUUCCCGGUUUACCUCUAUAGAAAUUACUAAUAGAUGAUAAAAGAGUAAGAAGCAGAGGAGGAAAUAUUGCCGCCGAAGCAACUUAGUGAGGCUAAUUCAAUCAAUGAGGAUAAGGAAGAUAUAGAUUCUGAGAGUGAGAAGAGCUUGAUUAAAAUAAAUUCAGAUGAUGAUGUUUGUCCAAUAUGUUGUGAUUAAUUCCAGGAUGAAUCUGAAGUAGUUCUAAUGCCUUGCAAUAUCAAGCAUAUUUAUCAUCCCAAGUGCAUUGAAGAAUGGCUGACCAAGCACAUUAAUUGCCCACUGUGUAAAGCAGCAGUAUUUAAAAACACCUAGAUAGAGUAGUUAGAAGAGAAUAUAAGGAUUCCAUAGGAUGAAUUAUAAUAGUAAUUGAACAGUAAUAAUGAUGUUUGA